Sporisorium graminicola is the source of this 4413-nucleotide messenger RNA. RefSeq lists its product as uncharacterized. Gene Ontology annotation, molecular function: 5'-3' RNA exonuclease activity; RNA binding. Bases 1 to 4413 code for a protein of 1470 amino acids. The transcript has a single exon. The record is from RefSeq and is a predicted model, not a curated record. Gene Ontology annotation, cellular component: nucleus. Gene Ontology annotation, biological process: rRNA catabolic process; nuclear-transcribed mRNA catabolic process. Lineage: Eukaryota; Fungi; Basidiomycota; Ustilaginomycetes; Ustilaginales; Ustilaginaceae.
AUGGGUAUCCCCAAGUUCUUCCGCUUCAUGUCGGAGCGCUAUCCGCUCAUCAGUCAGCUCAUUGAAGAGAACAAGAUCCCGGAGUUCGACAACCUUUACCUCGACAUGAACGGCAUCAUCCACAAUUGCUCCCACCCCAACGACAACGAUGCAUCUUUCCGUAUCACGGAGACACAAAUAUUUUUAGCUGUCUUUGCAUAUAUAGAGCAUCUCUUCCACAAGAUCAAGCCCAAGAAGGUCUUCUUCCUCGCCGUCGACGGCGUCGCACCCCGAGCAAAGAUGAACCAGCAGCGCUCCCGUCGUUUCCGAACCGCCAAGGAGGCCAAGGAGAUCAAGGAAAAGGCUGAACGUCGCGGCGAGGUUUUACCCGAGGAAGAGGCCUUUGACUCCAACUGCAUCACCCCAGGAACCCCCUUCAUGGCCAAGCUCUCGCAACAGCUCGAAUAUUUCAUCGCCAAGAAGAUCACCGAAGACGCCGACUGGCGCAAUGUGCAGGUCAUCCUCUCGGGUCACGAUGUGCCUGGUGAGGGUGAGCACAAGAUCAUGGAGUACAUUCGUCUCUCCAAAGCACAGCCCACCUACAACCCCAACGUCCGCCACUGUCUCUACGGUCUUGACGCCGACCUCAUCAUGCUGGGCUUGCUCAGCCACGACCCUCACUUUUGUUUGCUCCGUGAAGAGGUCCAGUUUGGCCCUCGUCGCAAGUCCAAGGGCAGCCUCGAGUCGCAAAACUUCUUCCUUCUCCACCUCUCGCUGUUCCGAGAGUAUCUCGAUCUCGAGUUUCAGGAUCUUCGCUCGUCCCUUCCUUUCGCUUACGACUUUGAAAGGAUCAUUGACGAUUUCAUUCUGCUCAACAUCUUUGUGGGAAACGAUUUCCUGCCCCAUCUCCCCGGCCUUCACAUUAACGAAGGCGCCAUGGAUCUGCUCUUCAACAUUUACAAGCAGAUCCUCCCCGCCGCUGGCGGCUAUCUUAACGAGAGCGGCACGCUGCGUACCGACCGUCUCGAGCUGGUCCUCUCAGAGCUUUGCACCUUCGAGAUGGAGCAGUUCGAGCGCGACUAUGGCGAAACCGCCACACACAAGGCCAAAGUCUCGAAGAAGAAGAAGGCCAUCACCCAAGCCAAAGCCAAGGGAGGCCUUGUGCUCACCAAAUCGCAGCGUGACCUCUUUGAUAAAGUGCACGCCUUCGUCAUGGCACGACGCUACGACCCCGCUGGCGCUCCCAAGGAGCUUCUGGUGCCCGCGGACCUCCCCAACAAGGACAAGCGCUUCCUCGAGGAUCUCGCGUCCAGUCUAAAGCUGCGUGCCUCUUUCAACAAGAUCAACCCUGCUUCCCAAUUGCCUGCUAUCACUCUCUCCUUCCCCGCAAUUGCCGCUGAAGACGAUGACAGCGACGACGGUCCUUCCGACGAGGAUGGCGACGACUCUGAUGGAAGCUCGGACGAGGCCGCCGCCGACGAGGCAGCUGGCAUCAAGGCCCCUGCCGCCAAGUCAGAAGCCGACGCUGCGGUCGAUCGCGUCUUGGGACGCUACCUCAAGGCCAAGGUCGACGCUGCGAGCGAUGACGAUGUCGACCCCGAGGAGGACUACAAACAGCGUCUCGCAACACAAAUGACCGCAUGGAAGAAGGACUAUUACAAGGAAAAGCUCGAGAUUGACUACAAUGACGACGAAGCCAUGUCCAAGCUCGCUUUCCGCUACAUCGAGGGCCUCCAGUGGGUGCUCCACUACUACUACGAUGGUGUCGCUUCGUGGGGCUGGUUCUACGACUACCACUACGCUCCCAAGAUCUCGGAUCUCAAGAAUGCUGGUCAGAUGAAGUUCGAGUUCGAGCUUGGCAAGCCCUUCCGUCCCUUUGACCAGCUCAUGGGUGUACUGCCCGCGCUUAGCAACCAGCACAUUCCCACUGCCUUCCGCGACCUCAUGACCGACCCCAACUCGCCCAUCAUCGAUUUCUAUCCCACCAACUUUGAGGCCGAUCUCAACGGCAAGAAGCAAGACUGGGAAGCCGUCGUCAAGAUCCCCUUCAUUGACGAGAAACGCCUGCUCGACGCUCUCGACAAGCGUGAAGUGUACCUGGGCAUCGAAGAGCGAAAGCGCAACGGUUUUGGUCACAGCCGCGAGUUCACCUACAACGAGAACGAAGAAGUCUUCUUCCCCUCGAGUCUUCCCGGCACCUUUCCUGACCUCGUGCACUGCCGAGCCCGCGUCAACAACUUUGACCUCCCCACGCUCGACGGUCUCCACCUUGUCAAGGGCCUGCCCAAGGGCGUCGAGCUCGGUGUUCGCGCUUUGGCUGGUUUCCCCUCGCUCAAGACGCUUCCUCACUAUGGUCGUCUGGGCCACCACGGAGUCAACAUCUUCCAGUCCGAGUCCAAAGGUGUCAGCAUGGUCGUCACCAUCGAGAAUGCUUACGAAGAUGCCAAGACCGAAGCCAUCGCAGAGGCCAUGAUCGGCAAGCGUGCUUUCUUCAACUGGCCUUUCAUCACCGAAGGCCUUGUGGUCGGUGUUUCGGAUAACCUUUUCCGCUACGAGAUGGGCCUGGUUGGUGGCCACCAGAAGAUCAUCGCCCACGCUCACCAAGGCGCCACCCUCAGCGAUUUCCAGAGGAAGGCCGAGCGUGCCGAGUACCACUAUAGCAAGCGUAUGGGUGUGCUUAUCGGCGACGUCGACAUCCUGGUUCACAUCCGUCCGCUCAAGGGUCUGAAGCGUCUCGACGACGGCGCCUUCAUCAAGGACUACGAAGAGACCUCCAAGAAGGAGGUUGACCAGGCCGUGCAGGUGAUCGUGACCAACGUUGUCCACGACGAUGCUCGGUUCCUCGAAUCCCCCGCCAAGCCCAUCCGCGAAGAGUAUCCGGACAAGACCAAAGUCUUCUUCCUCGGCGCCAAUGCCUAUGGUACCCCCGCCCAUGUCGUCGGCAGCACCGACGCCUCGCUCGCCAUCGAGGUCGCUUUCUUCCCCAAUCAGGCGAAGGAGAACGCGUAUCUGCGCGACCUCGUUAGUAAGCGCGCUCGCGUCAACUACUACCCCUCCUACCAGGUCGCCAAAAAGUGCGGCAUCACUUCCCUCGCCCUUUCCAAGCUGACCUCGAGCAUGAUGCUCGCCUGGAAGGAUCAGAAGGUCAACGUGGGUCUCCGACUCAAGUUCGAGGCCAAGGGCGAAAAGGUGCUCGGCUACUCGCGCAAGCUGGCUGGAUGGGAAUUCUCCGAGAAGGCUGUCGAGCUCGUCAAAGAGUACGUGCAGCUCUUCCCCGAGAUCCCGGCCAUGCUCGGCCACAAAUCUGGCGUCGACAUCACGCGUGCCUCCCAGAUCUGGGACCAGUCGGUCGUCGACCAGAAGAUGGCGCAGCUCAAGGACUGGAUCAAGGCCAAGGGCGUUCGCGACCUCGAGACAGUGCCGCUCUACGCCGAGCAACUGUCUAAGGAAACGGUGCAGAACAUCGAAGCCUUCACCUCGCGACUUGUCGACACGCGCACGGCCAUCGGCGCCGCCAGCCAGGUCAAGCGCGUCUUUAUCAAGGGUAUUCCUCGUACCGCGCUCCUCAAGCCUCGUCACGCUCCUUUCCGUCUGCAGGCGCAGAGGUUCGAGCUCGGCGACCGUGUCAUCAUGGUGCAGGACAGCGGCAACGUGCCGCUCUCAGCGCGCGGUGUCGUGAUCGGUAUCAACAGCGACUCGCUCGAAGUGGUCUUUGACGUGCCCUUCCUCAGCGGCACCACGCUCGGUGAUCGAUGUGCUCCUUACAAGGGUGCCACCGUGUCGUUCGUCAGCGUGCUCAACCUGACGCAGCCACAAUUUGUGUGUGCCGGCACCAGUGGUGACGGUGACACCAGCGCCUCGGUCGGCAGCGCGCUCGAAAGGACGCUUGGACCGAUCGGAGGCUCAGGAAGUGCGCAGAGCAACGGCAACGGCAAUGGCGUCCAAGGCUACGGAGCGGGUAAUACAUCGUACCGCCCGCCCAACGCCUUCACUCCCAGCGCAGCUGCGCAGAAUGGCCGAGGUGGUAGCACACAGAUCUUGCAGCGUCCUCAGCAGCGCCAUGCUCCUGUUUCGCAGGACGUGGCCUUCUCCGGCGUCGCUAGCGGUGCGCACAAGCCCACGCGCGCGGCGACUUCGACAAACCAGGUGGAAGAGAUCAACCCCAUUAUGGCUGCUCUGGGUAUCCGCCCGCCCACCAAUGGUCACGGGCACGGUCAUGGCCAUGGGCCUGCACGUGGUGGCGCUCGACCCCCUCGCCUGCAUGCGGCUCCCAACGCUCCCCAGCAGCCCGCGGUUCCUGCUACCGCUGCCGCCCAGACUGGUGGACAUGGUCCUCGUGGUCGCGGUGGACGAGGUGGUGCCGGCCGUGGUCACGGUGCUGCUCCCUCUCGAGGUGCAGCCCGUGGCGGCCGCGGAGGUGCGGCUGGCCAGUGA